This is a messenger RNA of Drosophila eugracilis, 537 nucleotides long. RefSeq names its product acanthoscurrin-2. Lineage: Eukaryota; Metazoa; Arthropoda; Insecta; Diptera; Drosophilidae. The coding region runs from base 1 to 423 and encodes 140 amino acids. The record is from RefSeq and is a predicted model, not a curated record. The transcript has a single exon.
AUGUUGUGGCAGUCGGUCUACCUGCUCGUCUUGGCGUGCGCCGUCGUUAGCGCCACACCGAUCCUCUCCAGCAGCAAUCAGGAAAUUAUUCGUAAACCCCGUCAUAUUGGAGGAUUUGGUGGUGGCGGAAUCGUCGGUGGUGGCAUCAUUGGAGGAGGAGCAGUAGCUGCACCCAUUGUAGCAGCCCCUGCCAUUCAAGCAGUUCCUGUCGUAUCCACCGUGCCCGUAAUCACCACUGUUCCUGUUGUCUCCAGCAUAUCCACGGUACAAACGAUUCCUAGUUAUGGUUAUGGCUAUAAUGGACUUGGAGGAGGCUACCCAAUUGGCGGUGGAGGAUUAGGUGGACUUGGUGGCGUCGGAGGCGGUGGUUUUGUUGGCGGUGCUGUGGGUUUUGCCAAAUUCAAAGGCGGUUUCUUUGGCUAGAUGUUUCCGAAUAACUCUAAGUGUGUCUCGAGACCCAAUCUAGUGUAAACAAUGAAUAAACAAAACGACUGGGCGAGAUCGAGUUUCAUUUUGCCGAGUGUGUUUGGGAAUCAA